AUGGGAUUUAUAUACGGCAGUCACUGCCUUAGCUGCAACUACAUUGGGGAGGAAGGGGGAGUUGUCAAAGACAAAUGCCCAGUGCACACACCAGAUGAUGUAAACCAUGAUAGAGGCAAUCGCAAUCUGAAGAGAGGAGGAUACGGAGGGAGAAAACCAAGUAUGAGUGAGAAGCCAGGCAACAUCAGAAAUGAACCAGGAUGGACACAUUUGCCACAGCACCAAUGUCCACACAGAAAACUUGCAGGGGCAGGAGAAGAUGAAAUGUUGGAGCAUCCACCACAGAGAGACAGAGGGGACAGUUCAGACUAG
Phycomyces blakesleeanus NRRL 1555(-) is the source of this 312-nucleotide messenger RNA. RefSeq lists its product as hypothetical. The transcript has a single exon. Bases 1 to 312 code for a protein of 103 amino acids. Lineage: Eukaryota; Fungi; Mucoromycota; Mucoromycetes; Mucorales; Phycomycetaceae. The record is from RefSeq and is a predicted model, not a curated record.